Coniophora puteana RWD-64-598 SS2 is the source of this 979-nucleotide messenger RNA. RefSeq lists its product as uncharacterized. The record is from RefSeq and is a predicted model, not a curated record. The coding region runs from base 1 to 906 and encodes 301 amino acids. NCBI's taxonomy places the organism in Eukaryota, Fungi, Basidiomycota, Agaricomycetes, Boletales, Coniophoraceae. The transcript is spliced from 11 exons.
AUGUCAACGACACUUUCUCAGGUAAACGACACGAUCAUUGCAUACCAGCAAAGUAGCUAUUGUAUAGGCUUCCUCUCAGCGACGAUAGCAGCCAUUGUUAUCUACGACUGGUCGCUUACCUUAGGCAGGGAGACGGAUCGCGUAUGGUGUCGAUACCUUUCCAUCGUAAUUAUCUUUUGCUACCACCUUUCCAUUAUCCACUAUGGUACUGGCCUCAGCCAGUUCUAUUCUUGGUCAAACUGCAUCGUAUACAUUGCAAGCGAUGCGAUAAUGGUGUUCCGAAUUCACGCCAUGUUCCCCAAAUCCAAACCAAUCCUCGCGCUUAUUCUUGUCGCGUUCAUUGGCGUUAUCGUGGUUAACAUCGUCGGAUAUAUUCCUGCAUCUGAGAAUAAAGAGGAGGAUGAGAGCCUUCAGCUGAUGCGACUUUGUGUUGAGUCUAACUUAUGGAACUAUAAGACAUUCGUCAGUAUGACGAGGGUUCCGCGAGUAGUUUUCGAAGCUCUGUUACUGUCUCUAGCCCUGGGAGGAUAUUACAGACAUGCUGCAGAGCGGAGAAAGAACAUUGGAAUCUGGUCGGUGAACGCUUGGAUAAAGCUGCUCAUGGAGCAAAGCAUCGUUUACUUUGCAGUUGCAGUAGGGUGUGACACUAUCAUCAUCGCAUCCGGUUAUUCAAGCCAGGAGAAUAUGACAUCCUUCGGCGCCAUACUCGCUAGUUUACAAGGAUACCUACUCGCGCCGCGCCUUUUGCUCAGUUUUCGUGGACAUCAGUCGAAGCCCAUGCACUCCCGAGACAAUUCUGCAGAUAGCACGCUCAGCUUUAUCAAGCAUGCUCGUACACCAUCAGACAUGCUCUAUCAGCUUCCGACCAUAGCUAGAGCUAGUAUGGUUUCAUCUCUCGCCAAGUAGGAACCAUGGGGUGCGAUGAAAAGGUAGCGGUGGAAUGCCUCGGGUAGUGAAGAAACACGUAGCUGGUCUUACA